ACCCCUUCAAUCUUCACGCAACCAUUAACUUAGCGAAUCUCUUUUACUUCGACUCUCUCCUUUUGCCCUUACCCACUCAGAAAUUUCCGAUGGCCCCCAAAGGUGAGAAGAAGCCCGCCGAGAAGAAGCCGGCCGAGGAGAAGAAGACCACGGUAGCAGAGAAGGCGCCGGCCGAGAAGAAGCCGAAAGCCGGGAAGAAGCUGCCGAAGGAAGGCGGAGCCGGUGCGACAGACAAGAAGAAGAAGAGAACGAAGAAGAGCGUGGAGACUUACAAGAUCUACAUCUUCAAGGUGCUUAAGCAGGUGCACCCUGACAUCGGUAUCUCUAGCAAGGCCAUGGGCAUUAUGAAUAGCUUUAUCAACGAUAUCUUUGAGAAGCUCGCCCAGGAGUCCUCCAGGCUAGCCAGGUACAACAAGAAGCCCACAAUUACCUCCCGGGAGAUCCAGACCGCUGUACGCCUUGUGCUGCCCGGUGAGCUUGCCAAGCACGCCGUUUCUGAGGGGACCAAGGCCGUCACCAAGUUUACCAGCUCUUAAGGACUUUCUAUCUAGGGUUAGGGUUAGGGUUAGGGUGUAAUUUCAGUUUCAUGCACUUUUUUUUUGUGGUUUUUAUUUGGUUUUGUAUGUGAAGAAGAUGGAUCUCCUCGAUCCGGGUUGUGUAUGUUGGAAAUGAAAUGGAAUAUUUUUUUUGUUAAAA
Molecule: messenger RNA, 696 nt
Organism: Corylus avellana
Lineage: Eukaryota; Viridiplantae; Streptophyta; Magnoliopsida; Fagales; Betulaceae
Product: putative histone H2B.1
Cellular component (GO): nucleosome
Molecular function (GO): DNA binding; structural constituent of chromatin; protein heterodimerization activity
Source: RefSeq, a predicted model, not a curated record